Molecule: messenger RNA, 8836 nt
Organism: Anas platyrhynchos (mallard)
Lineage: Eukaryota; Metazoa; Chordata; Aves; Anseriformes; Anatidae
Gene: GPR26
Product: G protein-coupled receptor 26
Biological process (GO): adenylate cyclase-activating G protein-coupled receptor signaling pathway
Cellular component (GO): membrane
Molecular function (GO): G protein-coupled receptor activity
Source: RefSeq, a predicted model, not a curated record
GUGACUGGACGCACCAUGAGCAUCUGGGAGGUGAUCCUGGCUUUCGUGGUGGUGGUGCUGAUGCUCGUGGCCCUGCUGGCCAACGUGCUGGUGCUGAUGUGCUUCCUGUACAGCGCUGACAUCCGCAAGCAGGUGCCGGGAUUGUUCAUCCUCAACCUCACCUUCUGCAACCUGUUGAUGACCGUUUCGAACAUGCCCCUGACCUUGGCUGGGAUCAUUUACAAGAGUCAACCAGGAGGAGAUCAGAUCUGCCACAUUGUGGGCUUCCUGGAGACUUUCCUCACCACGAACUCCAUGCUGAGCAUGGCAGCUUUGAGCAUUGACAGGUGGAUUGCUGUGGUCUUCCCUCUAAGUUAUCACUCCAAAAUGAGGUACAGAGAUGCUGCUCUCAUACUGAGCUACACGUGGCUGCACUCGGUGUCGUUCCCGAUAGUGGCAGCUUCUCUCUCCUGGGUGGGUUUCCAUCACCUCUAUGCCUCCUGCACCCUGUACAAUAAGAGACCAGAGGAUAGGACACAGUUUGUGAUUUUCACUGGGGUCUUUCACACCCUCAGCUUCCUCCUCUCCCUUAUAGUCCUGUGUUUCACAUAUCUAAAAGUGCUGAAGGUGGCACGGUUUCACUGUAAGCGGAUUGACGUGAUCACUAUGCAGACCCUGGUGCUGCUUGUGGACAUCCAUCCCAGUGUAAGAGAGCGUUGUCUGGAAGAACAAAAGAGACGGAGGCAACGAGCAACAAAGAAAAUAAGUACCUUUAUCGGUACUUUUAUACUCUGUUUUGCACCUUAUGUUAUCACAAGACUUGUUGAAUUGUCCUCUGUGGUCCCCAUCAAUUCCCACUGGGGAAUCAUUUCCAAGUGCUUAGCUUACAGCAAAGUUGUUUCAGACCCUUUUGUGUACUCUUUGCUACGUAAUCAGUACAAGAAGACAUGGAAGGACAUCAUAAACAAGAUCCUCAAAAGAAGCUCCAUCAACUCCUCUGCCCUCACGAGUGAGUCGCACAACCGGAAUAUAUUGCAACUGAACGAAUGAGGAGCCUGGUAUGGGAUCUUCAGGAACCAUAAAGUGAUAUAUGGAAAACAAAAGUAACUGGCCUAACCCUAGUAGCUAUCCUCAGCUGUCAAGGUUUUGGGAGGCAGCCACAGAGGCUGGUUGAAGUCAAUGUCCCUCCCGCAGCCCCUGUAACACCUAUGGGAGGCAGGCUGCUUGGUGCCUCCUGCCCACAACUACAAGUGUGCUAUAGAUAAGUGGCUCCUGCAGGCUUUGCGGGUACAAAUCUCCCAUUGAUUUUCAUCAGCAGCUACACAUACAUACAGGGUGAAAAGCUUGUCCUUCGUGGAAGGGCUCAUGAGAGUAAAGGAAGCAGACUGGUGUGAUCAAGAAAUUAUUUCAGAAAAGCCACAUAGGGAUACGUGUGGUGUUUUUCAUGGGCUGCAGGUAAGGCUCACUCCAAUUGAGCUGCCAAUCUGGCUUUACUAAAACAACCCCAGUCUAGUUGCUCUUAAAAAGCUUAAUAGCAAAAUCUUUACCUGGAUACUCAUACAAUGCCCACCAUAGUUUUCAACCUCUUUUUAAACAUAUUAUUUGAACAAUUCUGUAGAACUGAAUGGAGAGAAAGCCACUUUUGUAAUACACUGCAGGCUGGAUUCGGCCAUGUCUUCUAAGUAACUUUCACAGAAACCCAUUAUUUUCCUCCCCAUUAAAUUUUAGAACAGUAAAAAAGGUAGAUAGGAUGAAAAAAUCAGGAUGAUUCCUGCCUACCUUCAAACCACUUUCUAGUAUAUCUGAGCUACAUGGAGAUUGAUUUUGCCCCAAGGCUGCAAAAUUGGUCUGCCUGCCCCAUAUAUUAAUAAAUUAAUAAAUAAGUUAAUGAUGGUUUAUAUAUAUAUAUCAGGAAAAAUGAGCCCACAGCUGAGUUUAAAAGUAUCAUUUCCAAAGCAAGUAGAGCAAAAAUAAUAGACCUCCUCCCCACCAUGAAAGUGCAGACAGUAAUAUUAUUCCACAUCUGAACAAGUGCAAAUCUCAGAGGUUUCAAUUUGGAUCUCUGUAACACUGGGAUGUUGCUCUGCUUAUUAAUGUUAUUAAUAUUUACCAUGCAUUCAGCUCAGCCUGCAGCUAACACAGACCCAUAUACCACUAAAAUUUUCAAGAUCAAGAAAAUCCUAUGUGACACUUCCUCAGAAACUAUCACAGUAUCUUAAUUUUUGUAAACAAUAUUUAGUUCACUGUAAGUAAAACUGAAGUGUAUAGAUGGCCUCAUAAUCGUCAUGUAGCCACAACGUUGAAUCCAUCCUCCAGUGACUAAUGACAAAUUACUUUCUUUGGUAAUUUUCAGUGAUUUCUCUCUCAAUUCAGGGAAAACACUACGAAAUGAUACAGUUUAAGUGUUUUCUUAUUAACUAAGAUGUAGAAACUAAAAAUCAAUAAUUAAUCAGUUGUCAGCACUAUGAUUUUAGGAAUAAUCAGUUUAUAAAACAACUUGCCUCCAAAAAAAUGUAACUUAAAAUUAUUUUCAGGUAAAGAACUAUUGGUUUGAAAUGCUUCACAUUUAUACUUUGAUUGGCAAAAGACUUGCUACCAAUCCUGAUCUUAAUUCUUCACACAUUUGUCUCCAGCAAGUGACUUAAAUUCCAUAAGACAAAGGCAAAUUAACAUGAGAAAUGAAAUUAGGUUUUGUUCAGUAGGUCACGAAAGCUUCUCUCUAGUGGCCAUAAAUUAGAUUUUAUUUAUUUAUAUUAUUUUUUGACAAGGGUAAAACAGUCAAUGCAUGCCCAGAUUAUGAACAUUCUCAGUUAAACAGGCUUCAUGCAUGCAAUGGCAACUUAAAUAACAGCUGAUAUAGCUGGCUGUAUUAACAUCAAUCCUUGAAUAUUCCAACUGUAAAUACAAAAGUUAGGACCAUAUUGAUAAAAUAGGGCCCUAAGUACUAAAAAUGUUGAAGUAAUUUUAGUUGCCACCUCUUGUGUUCUCUAAACUAAGGGCACUGUAUGGCAUCUAUCUGCAUCUGCAGAAGCCCUGGCAGAAAAGGUUAAUGAGCUAAAUCAGUAUAUUUUAUUUGUGAGAAAUCAUUAAUAUCAGUUAUUCUGCAAACCUCAGCAUACUCCAUUUUGCAAGUUUCACCAUGAACACCUGCCUUUGAUAAAACGGAUAUUACAACAAUAUUUUUCUUUCAUACCUUGCAAAAACGCCCACUGCUAUAAUUUUUGACUGUUGAUUAAGAACCCAGAUAGGUAACUCAGUGAGAGGUUUCACCUCAAAGUUUCACCUCAGAUUUGGGGUCACUAGUGUGAAGAACCUUGCCUUAGCCCUCUGGCAUAAUACCACAGGUGCAAUCUAUAAACUCGCAUUGUCAUCUGCUUUAUAAGUGUAAAAAAAAAAUAAACAACAGAAUGAAGAUCAUUAACUAACUACCAUGUAAGUAAAAGUCUUCAUCUCAACUAUUCAGUUUAGUUAUAAAACUACAGCAUAUAUAUAAAAAAAAUACACAACUAUAGUCAUGGAAUCCAAGUAGGUUUUUCCAACACUCUAUGGUACCCAUUAGUCACAUUACAUUGUCUACCUCAUCUUAAUCAUUUGACUUGUUAAUCUUAACAUAAUUUUCUCAGGUACAAUAGGCAAAAACACCCAGUUCAAUAUUUGUUUCUUACAAAAUUCAAGUCAUUUUGAUGGCUUGACUGUAUUCUGAAAGGAUAGUAGAAAGCUGAUUAUCAGCUUAAAAAGAUAAAAUGCUUUGUAUCAGGAUGUUAUAUGUUUUACUAAGACCACUUUUAGUUAAGAAAUUAAAACAGGCUGAUUGUUAAAGUCCACAACUGUUGUCAAUUUAGACAUGGGGCUGCUGCCAAAGUCAAUGGGAGGUUUGUUGAUAAACCUAGUCCCAGAGGGAUUUUGCAUGCAAUCCAUUAUUCAAAUAGAGCAAAAUCAUUUCCCAGAAGAAAAAACUAUAGUACUGUUAGGAUGGCAAGUAAAAGGUGAAGAAUAUAACAUUGGACUUGUCUCAUUAAGCCUGUGUAUCACAGUCAGUCACUGGUUGAUUUAUGUGUCACCAUGAGCAAUAAAUCUCUCCCCUUGUAUAUGUUUAAAAAUUUGUCUUUCUUUCAUGGUGCCUUUCUUCUAGGAUUAAUCUUAUAGCAGAGAAUAAAUAUAAUUUCCCCUUAACUUACAUCAGAUCUCUGACACGUUGUCAUAUUUCUACCAUCUGAAGCAAGCAAGAGUUGUACAUGCUGGUGCUUGAUAAACCGACUCAAUAUACAAAAUAAAAGUAAUACCCUAACAUUUUCUGAUGACAUUUCAUAAGAUACUAGAAAUAUGAUACCGUGGCUCGUUAAGUGCUAGAUAUUCAUCUGAAUUCUUAUAGGCAACUGGCAAAUUUUUCUAAAAUGUGUGUCUAAGUGAUGAAUGUAGAUAUGACUAACUAUGUGUCUGCUGAGUAUUAUGUGUACUAUACAACACUUUCACUCGAGUGAGUUAGAAUAAUGAUGGCAAAUGUAAUGCACAUUACUUUAUUAUCUCUGGUCAUGAGGUGGAACUGUUCUCUUGUCAAAUGCAAAUGUGAGUGUGUGUGCGAGGGGUGGAUUUUCCAUUUGUUGUUUAAAUAUUUUUGAAAAAGUUUGUAAAGUACAGCUACAACGUGUGCCCAAAAUAUGGAACUGCAUGUGCAAAACUUGUGCAGCUGCUUAGGCAAUAUGCAGUUUUCUGUUUGUUGGUAUCUGCAUUCCAUAUGCAAUAUCUAUUUCUCACAUGCAUGUUCAAUUAACAUUUUCUUCAUAUCUUGUAAGUUUGGCAGGCAGAACAUUGGCAGACAAUUAAGAGAAUUUAGUUCACUAUGUCAUAUUGCAGAUUCCCUCUGCUCAUUUUACAGUUACUUACACAAUUUCAGAGCCAUAACUAUGAACUAGGACCCCAUAUUAUGUUAUGUUUUUGAACUAGUUUUGAUGUGAAGAUUUGGUAAUUGCACAUGGCAAAAACUAUGAGAGAAUGAUAUGUUUACUACUGACAUAAAUCAACAUAAUAUUUUGUUGCUUCAACUGACAAUCUAGUCCCAUUAGAUAAUUAUAUCCAGAUUUUAUAGAUCUGUCUUCUGAAUGUUUAGGGCUGUGUUUUCAAAGGUAUUUGCACAGUGCAAGAUGUAAACAGGGUUUGUUAAGUUCCUCAUGAGUGCAAGUACCCACUUUCAAUGCUAGGCAACUACAUGAUCCAUCUCUAACUAAGGUCUAUCCCCAUUGUUACCCCUCAAAGGCCCACAAAGCUAUGUUGUCAGUGGCUCUGAACCAUGCUUUUUAUAACCUCUGAAGUUUUAUUUAUGAAAUAGUCAAGUUAUAAUAAUCAAGUCAAUAACAAUUAAUCAAGUCAAAUAAUCAAUAUAUAAAAACUCCCAGACAAAUCUGUAUGAAGCCUGAGUGCUGCAGCAGUAGCCUCGUGCAUCACAACAUUGCAGAGCAGCUAAGGAUGGAAGGGACCUCUGGAGGUCAUCUUAUUCACCUCCCAAGAGGCACAUCACUGCUUUUUGCUGUAGCUUACCAUCUCAGUUUUGCCAAUGCAUGUCUGCUCUGCAGUAGUGUUGGGAAAUGAUCCUAGUCCACAUCAACAAUAAAGUCAUCCUGAAAAUUAUUUUUUCUGAAAUCAUUUUGGACAGCCAGCUUAGACUUGACUUCAAAAACAGCUGCAUCAGCACAAUUUAGAGGCUACAAAACUGGGUCAGAAAUAGAUGUGAAUGGUAGGCUGAGGACCAGAAAGUUUGGGAAACCUAAUCCUUACUUUACUGCUGUUGCAAUGAUAUGUGUUGCUCUGGCUGUACUGGGCUUUUCCUGUUGACCUGCUUCCACACCAGGAACUCUUCAGGACUCUCAGCCAUUCACUUACCCCAAAGACAAAGCGAAAACUUCUCUCAAAGCCCCGUAGCACAAGCAGCACAGCCUCUAUAGGAGGGUCCCUGUUGGUUUAGGAAGGCUUAAAUGGUUUUCAGUUGGGCUAUAUGGAUACUCGUCACAUACUUUGGAUGGCCAGAAACCAUCUACACCUGGAUGAGCCUUGCUUUAAGAGACAGACUAAUUCUUAAAGCUCAGGAAGUUUAUGUAGUUUGCAGAUAGAAAAUUUUUCUGGGCUUACUUGCCAAACUUUUCACAGUUUCUCCAUUCCUUUUACUACUGAAUAAAGAAGGUUCUGAGGUCUCAGAAUAUCUUGUCCUGUUCAUUUUUACAUGUGCAGUGAAUGCCACUGAAACAACUCUGGAAAUUCCUUGCUUUUCACUACUAUCAGAACUAUCUUCUCCCUACACUAAAUGUUUUUAUGAUUAAAUGAACCUUAUAAGCAAAACCAGAGACUUCACACUAAUGUCAGAUCAUUUUUAUUUAGCCCCCAAAAUCUCUGUAUAUUACUGCACAUCACAUUCAGCACAGAAAACUCGGAUUCAUGGAUCCUAUGAUGUUUGCUUUACCAGGUGACACUGGAUAGUUAGUGCUAAGCAUAAGCUUCUGUGUUGGUAGAAUCAGGGACUAUAUCUUCAUAAGCUACCCAAGCCUGAAUAGGUGAGACAAUAAAAUUUUAGCCUUAAAUCUAUUAUUUUUUCAAUUUGCUUUUUAUGCUUUAAUUCAGAGCACUAAGUAUACCUUGUAAUCUUUGAUGAAUAAAGUUUCUUUAUGAAAACCAUCCCACUUUAAAAGACAGCUGUCCUUGUUGGGAGGUAUAAAAGUUUACAUGGAGAAAAGAGCUGCUGCAGUGUCUAUAAAAUGUCUACUUCUUAUAUGUAUUUCUGGUGUGUAUCAUGUAAAUAUGUAUUUAGAAUUGUUGAUUUUUAAGCAAAUAAUGCUGAUCUAAUGAACUAGAGAGGAUACUGUCAUAUAUGUCUAUAUUUAUAACAAAGAUGGUUAGCCCUAUAGACUGUAAGUGCACUUCUGAAAUGUGUGUUGAGAAGCAAAUGUAUCAGGUGGAUGAAAGCAUGCAUGCGUGGUAAUUGUGUUGUAAAAUAUGUUUUUUUUCUUGAAGAAAUACUAUUGCACAUGGUUUCAAUAUACCCAAAGGCAUGAGUCCACUCAACUGAUUAAUAGUCUUCAAAGAUAUAUUAGGAAAAGGAUCUCCAUUUGGAGUUUACUGAAUAGUGAGAAAGAAUUUUCUAGUCCCUGUAGUUAUAAAAUUACAGUUCUGAAGCAAACAUUUUUUUUUUAAAUAACAGAAAUAGCAAAAAGGAAAUUGAGAGCCUCCAUUCUACUGGGAUUUGAUCCAGCAAGAGUUCCUAAGGAAGAAGAAAAUAAGUGCUUUCAAAUGAAAUGCCAGUGCAUCCUAGUGAGAUACUAAAGGAAAUGCAACGUGGCCUAGUGUGCAAACUUGGCUAUAUGCUUCCAUAUGGUUGAGCACCAUAGAUAGUCCUAUUUAGUCAUUUUGCACUUAUGCUGUCUUGAGUCCUUGAACAAAAUUAACAAAUAAAAAGCUGUUGGAUUUCAAAGUGAUUUACGUUGCAACCCUGACCAUGAAAUCCUUAUGCAAAGACAGCUAAUUUCUACUCCUCCUGAUUUGUUAAUGUGAUCCACGAGCUACAGAGAGAAAUAUAUAUAUACAUCCCAUGAGCUGAAUGACAUUUGACUUUUUCUGACUUUUGUUAGGAAAAUAAUGUCAGUAAAAUAUGUGGUGUCCUCAGGGUCAUACAGCAAAUGUGACAAGGCAGGGGACAACUUAUCCAUACUGUACCAUCUGGUCCAAACACACUCAAGUAAAAUAAAGCUAUCUGCAUCAGCCACAGUAUGUGAUGGGUCAUUUAUAGCAGAAACCAUAGGGCUUCCCUCAUAACAUGUUUGAAAAAUCAUUAUCACAAAAUGCCUUGGAAAAUAGAAAUAGAUAACUAAAAGGUGCCUUGAUUUAGCUUUAUUUAUACACAUUUUUCUAAACCUUAGAUUUUUUUCAUGUUGUUUUUAUUUACUUAAGAUCAUUAAAAAAAAAAACAACACACAUAUAUUUGACAAUCAUUAAUCUUUCCCUUCUGAACUCUUGCAGGAAUGUGAUGUAUUACUAGUCCUUAUAGAUGCAGUUGAAUAUAAAACUUUUCCUCUAGAUUAGAUUAUUAGAUGAUUACUUGCUUAAAAAAAAAAAAAAAGAAAAAAAAAAAGUUAGGGGCUGCUAACUGCUUGCUAUAAGGACAAUGGUGUUUCUUGGAUCAGUAAGGAACCUCAUAUAAGAGGUUCAAAAAUGUAUGGCCUGUGUAUUUAAACUUCAUUUUGUUUUGUUUUGAAAUAACAAAAAUAAAUUUUAAGCACCUAGUCAGUCUAAAGAAAGGUAGUUCUGAAAUAGCAUUAAUAAUAGCUUCUGUAGAUAGGGCAUGUUUUGAUUAUAUUAUAAAUAUAAAAUUAUAAUUUAUUGUAUUUUACUUUAAUUUGUAUAACAAUGGGUUGUAAUUGUAGGGGCCAUUUAUAUGGAGGGAAAAAGGCAAUAUUAAUAAAUGGAUAGAGUGAUGCACAGACCAACUUGUAAUGACAAAAUAUUCAAGAGUGCCAUGGGUUAAAAUGGACUAUGGGACUAUAGUGUCCCUGGUAAGCUAAACUCCUGUAGUCUCUUAAUAUACAUAUUCAUUCAUGUAAAGACAGAUAUAUAAAAUUCUGUUGUACUAACACUUCUAGUUUAAAGGAAUACAAGACAGUAAAUUUUAAUCCUUCAGUUUUUUGAAUAAGGGGCCUGUGCUGCCUAUUCUGUUUACAAUGGCUUGUGCUUUGUGAAUACAUAUCAAAUGUUGUAAUAUAUUUUUAUUACAUAGAGUUAAUGGUUAAUAAAAAGUAACAUAUAAAUAAAUACAUACUAUAUAUGUAUAUUGUGAUUUUGUUAUAUGGACUGUUAAUGAAAUGUGAUUAUGAUUAAA